AUGGAAGUCGACGCCCCGCUCUCCUUUGCGCCUGUGCCUAAGAACGCAGCCACCAUUCUCUGUGCCGACUGUGGCGCGCCCGUUGAUGGCACAAUCUCAGGCGCUUUCUGCUACGACUGUAUCAAACUGAAGACCGACGUCACCCAGAAUGUCCCGCGUGAGGCCAUUCUGCUCAUGUGCCGCGAUUGCGACCGCUGGCUCUCUCCACCUACGUCCUGGGUCGUCGCGCCCCCGGAGUCGCGCGAACUGCUCGCUCUUUGCCUGAAGAAACUGCGCGGCCUGAACAAGCUGAGGAUUAUCGACGCGAGCUUCAUCUGGACGGAGCCCCACAGCAGGAGGAUAAAGGUCAAGAUCACAGUGCAGUCCGAGGUCAGCGAGGGGACCAUCAUGCAGCAGAGCUUCGAAGUCGAGUACACACAGAACUACCAGCAGUGCCCAGACUGCGCCAAGAGUUACACACACAACACAUGGAGGGCGUGCGUGCAGGUGCGCCAGAAGGUCCCACACAAGAGGACCUUCCUGUACCUGGAGCAGCUGAUCCUCAAGCACGGCGCGCACAAGGACACAAUCAACAUCAAGGAAGUCCACGACGGAAUCGAUUUCUUCUUCGCCCAGCGGAAUCAUGCACAGGCCUUCAACGACUUCCUCAAGGCCGUCGUGCCCGUCAACAUCAAGGACUCGCAGGAACUCAUCUCCCACGACAUCCACACAUCGACCAAGAACUACAAGUUCUCGUACUCUGCAGAAAUCGUGCCCAUUUGCAAAGACGACCUCGUGGUUCUCCCAGUUCCCCUUGCAAAGAAGAUCGGCAACAUCUCCCCCCUCACCCUCUGCACCCGUAUCGGCACCUCCAUCCAGCUCCUCGACCCAUCGACGCUCCAAACCGCCGACGUCGACACAAAGAUCUACUGGCGAAGCCCCUUCCGCCCGCUCGCCGACGUACAAGAGCUCACCGAGUUCAUCGUACUCGACAUCGAGCCCCUAGGCAAACAAGCAGGCCGACACUUCCUCGCCGAAGCAACCAUCGCGCGCGCCUCAGACAUGGGCGUAAACGACACAACCUACUAUUGCCGCACGCACCUAGGCGGGGUCCUCCACGUCGGCGACUCGGCCAUGGGCUACCUCCUCAGCAACACAAACUUCAACAGCGACCUCUUCGACGUGCUCGAGCAAAACAACAAAUACGCCUCCAAAAUCCCAGACGUCAUCCUCGUCAAGAAAUUCUACACCCGCGGAAAGAAGAAUAAGAAUAAGCGCAACUGGCGCCUCAAGCGCAUGGGCCAGGAACAGAGCGAGAUGCUGCCCCGCAAACAGGAUCAGGAUCGCAUGGAGAAGGACUUUGAAAUGUUCCUCCAGGAUGUUGAGGAGGAUCAGGAGCUUAGGCAGGGGCUGGCGCUGUAUAAGGCGCAGCAGGAGGCGGCGAAGGAGGCGGAGGCUAUGGAUACGGAUGGUGAGACGGAGGAUGGCGAGGAGGAUGGCGGGUUGGCUAUCCCUAUGGAGCAGCUGCUGGAUGACUUUGAGGACAUGAAUAUGGAGGGUUGA
Dothidotthia symphoricarpi CBS 119687 is the source of this 1542-nucleotide messenger RNA. Its product is annotated as nonsense-mediated mRNA decay protein-like protein 3. Gene Ontology annotation, cellular component: nucleus; cytoplasm. Gene Ontology annotation, molecular function: ribosomal large subunit binding. Bases 1 to 1542 code for a protein of 513 amino acids. The record is from RefSeq and is a predicted model, not a curated record. The transcript has a single exon. NCBI's taxonomy places the organism in Eukaryota, Fungi, Ascomycota, Dothideomycetes, Pleosporales, Dothidotthiaceae. Gene Ontology annotation, biological process: ribosomal large subunit export from nucleus.